AUGACUAGUUCAUUCAUAUAUGGCAUCGCUGCAGGAAUAGCACUAACAUUUAUCACAUUAUUGGCUAUGUACAAUGGAUGCUACUAUUUCUCAUCGUCUGCAUUUUAUUCUAAUAAUAACAUAUUCCGUCGAACCUCACAUAUACGCCACAUUCGCAAUAUUUCAUAUGAAGGCUAUCAAUUUUUCGUAUUUUCUGAUGAAUCUCCUAUGGUUCGUGCAAAUGUUGAUGUCGUUCGGGAUACUGUCUGUGGCUUAGCUCUUCGCACACAAGAAUGUGCCUAUGUUGAUAAUAAAACGUGCCCAAUGGAUAUCAAUCAACGCAUAAAAGGUUUAGAUUGGCCAUUAACUGGUAUUACGAUGGUUGGACAGAGACGAUUGAUAAAUAUCGAAUGGGCUAUCAGAUUCGUUAUUGCCAACGGUGUCAAGGGUGACUAUAUUGAAUGUGGUGUUUGGAGAGGUGGAAGUUCGAUAUUCGCUCGCGCUGUACUAAAGGCUUUGAAUAAUAAUGACCGACAUGUGUGGUUAGCUGAUUCAUUUCAAGGACUACCAAAAGCGAGAACACCGCAUGAUACUGAUAUUUGGUCGAAAAUGGAAUAUUUAAAGGUAUCACUUGAAGAAGUUCAAACAAAUUUUCGGUCAUUUAAUUUACUCGACGAUCGUGUACAUUUUUGUAAAGGAUAUAUCGUUGAUUCGCUUCCACGCUGUAAUGUUUCUCGAUUAGCUGUUCUUCGAAUGGAUGGUGACAUGUACGAAUCGACUAUGGAUCAACUAUUUAAUUUAUAUUCAAAACUACAAGUGGGUGGUGUUAUUAUCAUCGACGAUUAUUCAAUUGAAGAAUGCUUUCGUGCUAUAGUCGAUUUUCGAAACUGGCAUAAUAUAACAGAAGAAAUUCUAUCUAUUCCAGGUGAUGAAACAGGGCGGUGUUGGAUAAAAAGAAAAGCUGUUCAAUUACAAAAAGAUCAAUAUGCACGACUAGUACCAAAGACAAAGAGCUGA
Molecule: messenger RNA, 996 nt
Organism: Rotaria socialis
Lineage: Eukaryota; Metazoa; Rotifera; Eurotatoria; Philodinida; Philodinidae
Source: the annotation of a GenBank genome assembly